Messenger RNA from Cavia porcellus (domestic guinea pig), 4495 nucleotides. It is a transcript of the gene Rnf19a, whose product is annotated as ring finger protein 19A, RBR E3 ubiquitin protein ligase. Gene Ontology annotation, biological process: ubiquitin-dependent protein catabolic process; protein polyubiquitination; positive regulation of proteasomal ubiquitin-dependent protein catabolic process. Gene Ontology annotation, cellular component: ubiquitin ligase complex; cytoplasm. Lineage: Eukaryota; Metazoa; Chordata; Mammalia; Rodentia; Caviidae. Bases 425 to 2845 code for a protein of 806 amino acids. Gene Ontology annotation, molecular function: zinc ion binding; ubiquitin protein ligase activity; ubiquitin conjugating enzyme binding. The transcript is spliced from 10 exons. The record is from RefSeq and is a predicted model, not a curated record.
GGUAGUUGCGGCGCUAGAUCCCGGGAGCUGCCGUCAAGCCAGAUCCGUGGAGGAGUUGCCGAAAGCGGCUUUUGGGACCCCUUCCCUCCGCGCUCCUGGCUCCGACUGAGGCUGAGCGGCGCGGCUGCGAGUCUGAGGCACCUUGCCCGUCUUUCUACCCGUCAGCCGCGCCGGGAGAUGGGCCUGCGCCCCCGCAGCCUCGCGCCGCCGCCGCCUGCGCUCUGAGGAGGAGUUGGAGGACAUCUAUAAUAACAUCUUCUAUAAAUCAAAGUUUUUCAAGAAUUCUCUGAAGGAACCAAGUAGGAUCUUCAUACAUCAUGGCUUAAUCUGACUGCAAGAACAAGAAAUAGGAUUUAUUUUGAAGUAUAAUGAAGGGCUGUGUGUAGACACUGUCCCUGACUCAAUUCUAAUACGCAUUUUAGACAUGAGUUUACAUCGGCAAAUGGGUUCAGAUCGAGAUCUUCAGUCUUCUGCUUCAUCUGUAAGCUUGCCUUCCGUUAAAAAAGCACCCAAAAAAAGAAGAAUUUCAAUAGGCUCUCUGUUUCGGAGGAAAAAGGGUAACAAACGUAAAUCAAGGGAGCUAAAUGGAGGGGUGGAUGGGAUUGCAAGUAUUGAAAGUAUACAUUCUGAAAUGUGCACUGAUAAGAACUCCGUUUUCUCUACAAAUGCCUCUUCUGACAAUGGAUUAACUUCUAUCAGCAAACAAGUUGGAGACUUUAUAGAGUGCCCUCUGUGCCUUUUGCGGCACUCUAAAGACAGAUUUCCCGAUAUAAUGACUUGUCAUCAUAGAUCUUGUGUGGAUUGCUUACGACAAUACCUGAGAAUAGAAAUCUCUGAAAGUAGAGUUAAUAUCAGUUGCCCAGAAUGUACGGAACGGUUUAAUCCCCAUGACAUUCGCUUGAUAUUAAGUGAUGAUGUCUUGAUGGAAAAAUAUGAAGAAUUUAUGCUUAGACGGUGGCUUGUCGCAGAUCCUGACUGUAGGUGGUGUCCAGCUCCAGACUGUGGAUACGCUGUGAUAGCAUUUGGAUGUGCCAGUUGUCCAAAAUUAACUUGUGGGCGAGAAGGCUGUGGGACAGAGUUUUGCUAUCACUGUAAGCAGAUUUGGCACCCCAACCAGACGUGUGAUGCUGCUCGACAAGAGAGAGCCCAGAGCUUACGUCUGAGAACUAUACGCUCUUCAUCCAUUAGUUACAGUCAAGAGUCUGGAGCAGCAGCUGAUGACAUAAAGCCAUGUCCUCGAUGUGCUGCCUAUAUAAUAAAGAUGAAUGAUGGAAGUUGCAAUCACAUGACGUGUGCUGUCUGUGGUUGUGAGUUUUGUUGGUUAUGUAUGAAAGAAAUCUCUGAUUUACAUUAUCUCAGUCCAUCAGGGUGUACUUUUUGGGGGAAGAAACCCUGGAGCCGAAAGAAGAAAAUCUUGUGGCAGCUGGGAACCCUUGUUGGUGCUCCUGUAGGAAUCGCCUUAAUAGCAGGCAUUGCUAUCCCUGCAAUGAUUAUUGGCAUUCCUGUGUAUGUUGGCCGGAAGAUUCACAAUCGAUACGAAGGCAAGGAUGUUUCAAAGCACAAACGGAAUCUGGCCAUAGCAGGUGGUGUAACGUUGUCUGUAAUCGUGUCUCCAGUAGUAGCUGCAGUGACUGUCGGCAUUGGUGUUCCUAUUAUGUUAGCUUAUGUCUAUGGCGUUGUUCCGAUCUCUCUGUGCCGAAGUGGAGGUUGUGGAGUUUCAGCAGGCAAUGGAAAAGGAGUGAGGAUUGAAUUCGAUGAUGAAAAUGAUAUAAAUGUUGGUGGCACCAACACAGCUGUAGACACAACAUCAGUAGCAGAAGCAAGACACAACCCUAGCAUAGGAGAGGGAAGUGUUGGUGGCCUGACUGGCAGUCUGAGUGCAAGUGGAAGCCACAUGGAUCGAAUAGGAGCUAUUCGAGACAACCUGAGUGAAACAGCUAGCACCAUGGCCCUUGCUGGAGCGAGCAUAACAGGGAGUCUGUCAGGAAGUGCCAUGGUAAACUGUUUUAACAGGUUGGAAGUACAAGCAGAUGUACAGAAAGAACGGUACAGUCUAAGUGGAGAGUCUGGCACAGUCAGCCUGGGAACGGUCAGUGAUAAUGCCAGCACCAAAGCAAUGGCAGGAUCCAUUCUGAAUUCCUAUAUCCCCCUGGACAAAGAAGGCAACAGUUUGGAGGUGCAAGUUGAUAUCGAAUCAAAGCCAUCCAAGUUCAGGCACAACAGUGGAAGCAGUAGUGUGGACGAUGGCAGUGCUACCCGGAGCCAUGCGUGUUCAUCCGGAGGCUUGCCUGAAGGUAAAUCCAGCACCACCAAGUGGUCCAAAGAAGCAACAGCAGGAAAAAAAUCAAAAAGUGGCAAAUUGAGGAAAAAAGGUAACAUGAAGAUAAACGAGACCAGAGAGGACAUGGAUGCACAGUUGUUAGAACAACAAAGCACGAACUCAAGUGAAUUUGAGGCGCCAUCCCUCAGUGACAGUGUGCCAUCUGUAGCAGAUUCCCACUCUAGUCAUUUUUCUGAAUUUAGUUGUUCUGACCUAGAAAGCAUGAAAACUUCCUGCAGUCAUGGUUCCAGUGAUUAUCAUACCCGCUUUGCUACUGUUAACAUUCUUCCUGAGGUAGAAAAUGACCGUCUGGAAAAUUCUCCACAUCAGUGUAGCAUUUCUCUGCUUUCUAAAACUGUUUCAUGCUCAGAAGUACCACAGCAGAGUCAUAUUGCUGAAGACCAUGGUAACAGUGGAAUAAAACCUAAUGGUGAUUUGUAUUUUGGUGAUGCACUAAAAGAAACAAAUAACAACCACUCACAUCAGACAUUGGAAUUAAAAGUUGCAAUUCAGACUGAAAUUUAGGCCCAUAAAUGCUGCAAAAAUAAUUACCACUGCACAAGCUUGUAUGGAGCUGGUUGAAUUAUCUGUGACUAAGAUUUCAAGUUACCAGCAAACGCCAUUAUCAUAAUCAUAAUGUAGAUAAAUUUUCUGUGUUCAGCAAAGCAUUGUAUUUCAUACGAAUCUUAAUUACCAAACUAUGAAAUGAAGGCUUUAAAAGUGCAUUAUUAUAAGAGAAAUAAAUCUUAAGAAUAAAGCAUGUUUUGUGUGCUUAUCACAAAACAUUGCUUGAUGCACAUACCUGUGUACUUAGAAAUUUGGCUAAUUUAUAAUCAAUAUAAAAUAUUAAUGCAGUUCUACAGCAUUCUUACGAAGAAAACUUGAGGCUAGGGAAAAGUGGUUAAUGACAUUUUAUUGAAACCACUAAGGGAUAUGUUUAAAAGAAUGUAUCAGGUUACUCUCAGUAUAUGAUACUAUCUGUAACAUUUCUAUUUGUAACUGGACUAAAAUUUCAUUUUUUUUUUCUUCCUACACAAUGCAAAUACAUAAUGCUUCUUGCAGCCCUUUGUAAUCAUUGGAUACUUAGACACAUUGAGCAACAUUGCGGCAGUUUUUGCACAACUUUGAAAUAGAAAUAUCUGGUACUCUAUCUUGAACAUUGUUGAUGCCAUUUUAAAAGAAAAAUGUAAAGGUAGGUAAUUAAGUGUACUGAUAACAACAAGUAAGAUAUAUAAAACUGUAAAGUAAUAUCCAGGUGUGGUGGUGCAUUCCUGUAAUCCCAGCAUUCGGGAGGCUGAGGCAGGAGGAUCAUUGCAAGUUCAAGACAAGCCUGGGCUACAAAGUAAGUUCAAGGCCAGUCUGAACUGCACAGCAAGACUGUCUCAAAAAAAAAAAAAAAGCAGAAUAAAAUACCAUUUGGUUGUAAGUGUUAACCAAAACAAGUCACCUUUUAUUAAGGGGAAAUUUGUGCCCUACUGAUUCUUGGUGCCUUUGGGAUAGACCGAGUUUUAAGGGCAAGGGCCUACUGAUAGGAAGAUUUUGCUGUAUUGCUAUCUGUAUUGUCCUGUCUAGUCCCCUUGAUUAUAUAGAAAAAUAUAGGCCAUAAGUAAAAUGAAUGUGAUUAAUAACAGUGCUGAAGAAGUAUUAGCCUACCAAAGACAUGCUCAGGCUUUAGUGAAAAACUUUACAUAACCUCAGUUUUUAACACAUUUGUAUCUUUUCCAACCAUGAAAUCAAAGCAUGGUGCAGAGACUGUACCAAGUAUGAAAGGUUCGUGAAUGGUUGGCUUUAUAUACUUUCGCUUUGUUUAUGGAAGAUGUUCAGCUGACAUAAGCAGAAGUUGGCCAAAAUACUGCCUGUACUGUUAACUUCCUGUAUAAAUCACUGUUAAAGCAGUUUAACCUCACUGAUGGCAGUUAAAAUGAUCCAUCCUGUGCGUUCUUUAAGUAUUACCAUUAUGGUGCUACUGAGCGUUUCCUUUGGAAAAAAAGAAAUACUGGCUGCAAAUCUUCCAUCACUUUCCUCACCAGGUCCAUUAAUAUGCUUAUAACACUAGUGCCAGCUCUUUUUAUUUGAUAAUGCUUAUUAUGGUAUUUGUAUAUUUGUUUGCAUUCCAGUUUUGUUCAGUAAUGAGUGUUAAACUACAUACAUGAAAUAAAUGUAAAUACUAAUGUA